Molecule: messenger RNA, 2305 nt
Organism: Paramisgurnus dabryanus
Lineage: Eukaryota; Metazoa; Chordata; Actinopteri; Cypriniformes; Cobitidae
Source: RefSeq, a predicted model, not a curated record
GUCGUCGUCCGCACAUCAGAAUGUUCGCGCACGUUGUCCUGUCGGUUGCGGAUGCUGAACACUGUCGUCAAAGAGAAUCGAGAAAUCGCACCGCAGUGCUCUGCCACUGCUUGUGAAGAGGCUUCCCAGAUUUUAGAUGGUCCAGCAGAAGAAGGUGCUUCCCAGACUUUAGAUGGUCCAGCAGAAGAAGGUAUUGUGAGAUCACCAGAGACGAAUUUAAGAAAGAACCCAAUCUUUGCGGAAGACAAAGAACCGCUGAUACCUACAACGCUGCUGUCGCCUCUCUGUCUGAGGAGAGCAGAGAAGUCAGAGGAAUAAAACUGAGAGAUGACCGAACCAUUUCUACGUUUCGCCAUCACGGAGGUCUUGCCUGACCUUUCGGAAGUAUCAAAGGACAUUUUGGUAGAAACUCUUCAAUCCCUGGGGAUAGAGACCCAUGAUGACUUUCAGUUUGUUAAGGAAGAGGAUUUGUUGUCAGCCUUGAGGCCCAUACAAGCCCGGAAGCUGGUUGCUGCAUGGAGUCUGAAAUGCCAGGGCCAGGAAAGAAGCCUUGCUACCUCAACAGGACCUUCCACGUCCCUGCCAUCUCUGUCGCCAAUUUCAAUGUCGUCGUCGUCCAGCGGCUGUGAGAGCCCAGGUUGCUCAUUUCCAGACUCAUUCCAGAUUCCAUGGGGAGAGUUCCCUGAGGCUUUGACGCAGGCUUUGGAGAGAGGUAGACGUCCAGGUCCAAGUUUGAGGAAGGAGAUGGUUAGAAUUGUGGUCCGUGAAAUGAUGAAAGUAUCAUCGUCCAUAAGUAAAAUGAACGCUACUGAUGUGGCCAAAAAAAUGGUCGCAAAAUAUCCAAAAUCACUUCAAGAUGUCAUAGAGGGUGACAUAAUAGGCACGGGGUACCAGUCCCUAGUUAAACAAAUUCAAAACAGAGUUGAAAAUGUGAAACGGCCUUCAACACCAAAAAUAACACGCAGAAAGAAUUGGCACGAUUCUGACACUGACGAAAUACCCCCUGAAAAACGGGCAAAAAUUCAAGACACUUAUGGGUGCAUCCAUUGGCAUGUGAAGUUUCUGCCCCUUGGAGAAACAGCCGAAAGCCAGCAGCAGAAAAAAGAAAAGCUUAAAAGUCUGUUUAGACAAAGUGAACAAAGUCCAGUUCCCUUGAAAUUGCUGAUGAAGUCGACGUUCUAUACCCAACGCCAAGAGGUCAACAACGGGAAAGAUGUAAAGUACCUCCUUGAAAACUGGCCUUAUUGGUUUGAUGAGAUUGGCAUGACGGUACACUUCAAUGAGCUCACAGGAGUAGAUCUGAAGGAGACUUUCCUGAAGAAUGUGGAACAGAAGGGGGAAAGGCUCUUGCACUUCAUGAAAACUGUUGCUGCGAACAAAACCAAAAGAUUCUAUCAAGCUGCGACAAAGCUACAACUGCUGAGGGGGGAACACACAGGUUCCUCUGAAGAUGUCACGGAGAUGGUGCUGCUUCUGCUGGCUUAUUUUGAUGAGAAAGAAGAUGUGAUGUUCCAUUAUGUGGAGGACACUUGUCUGGCUGGGGAAGUGGACAUGGACAGAGUUCCCUUGACUCCCACAAUUGUUGUGUGUGGACAGUCCUGCUAUCACUCCAGAAGAAUGAUGCUAAGUGUAGACCAAGUCAUCGUAAACAAGAACAUCUCUUCCUUCAUCACGUCCUUGUGCAUGAUGUUUGCCAGCUACUAUUGCUUUAACAUCCAUUAUCCAUCUACGCUUGCAUCAACCCUGGAAUUUCUACAGAUAUGUUUCUUUUCUAUUAAUCCUGAGAGGGGGACGAAAGUGGAACAAACAAAAGCAAAAAGGUUGCAUGUUAAUCCAAGAGUCCUUACCUUAAUUCAAGAUCUCUCUGACCAUGAAUGGCGAGCCAUUUAAAAAGGUGUUUCUUCAAUUGAGUGGCGGCGAAGUUGAACGCCCAUAUCUGUUUUCCUAGAUGUUUCUUUUCUGUUAAUCCGGAGAGGGGGACGAAAGUGGAAUAAUCAAAAGCAACAUGUUUGCAUGUUUAUCCAAGAGUCCUUGUCUUGUUCAGGAUCUCUCCAACAAUGAAUGGUGAGCCAUUUAAAAAGGUGUUUCUUCAAUUGAGUAGCGGCGAAGUUGAACGCCCAUAUCUGUUUUCCUAGAUGUUUCUUUUCUGUUAAUCCGGAGAGGGGGAUGAAAGUGGAACGAACAAAAGAAACACAGUUGCAUGUUUACCUUGUUCAGGACCUCUCCGACCAUGAAUGGUGAGCUGUUUUAAAAGGUGUUUCUUCAAUUGAGUGACUGCGAACCCCCAUAUCUUUUUUGUUCUCUC